This is a messenger RNA of Oncorhynchus nerka (sockeye salmon), 2351 nucleotides long. RefSeq names its product oocyte zinc finger protein XlCOF7.1-like. The record is from RefSeq and is a predicted model, not a curated record. Gene Ontology annotation, cellular component: chromatin; transcription regulator complex; PcG protein complex. Bases 1 to 1626 code for a protein of 541 amino acids. The transcript is spliced from 3 exons. Gene Ontology annotation, molecular function: DNA-binding transcription factor activity, RNA polymerase II-specific; RNA polymerase II cis-regulatory region sequence-specific DNA binding. Lineage: Eukaryota; Metazoa; Chordata; Actinopteri; Salmoniformes; Salmonidae. Gene Ontology annotation, biological process: regulation of transcription by RNA polymerase II.
AUGAUUUUUCACACGCAAAUAGCCUCCAUCAUGGAGGUGCUAGCGAAUGCAGCCGUGGCAGAGAUCUGUAAACUCGUAGACGACGACUAUGCGGUGUUUCGUUUGGAAAUAAGUCAAAGCCAGAAAGAAAUCGUCGCAUUGCGGAGGAAACAACAGCUACUAGAACUGAAGGUGUCACGGGAGCGCGCAGAGAGAACAAUGCGAGAGCGCCUCCUCGCGAGUCGUCCCAGAAGUGUCAAGAUCCUCGACCGAUACAGAGGAAUGGCAAGAGGUGAAGGACAUCUCACUGGAGCCUACAGGAGCUUUGGGAAGCCAGUGGGACACAAUACAUGGAGAGAUGACCAGCCAAUCACCGUUGAUGAGGGGAGAGGAACCUCAACCCAGCAUGUUAUCAUGAUAGAGUCUGCAGUUGUAGAGGCGGCAGGUCCUGGAGGAUCAUCUCUGGUCAAGCAGGACAGGUCUGAAGGAGAGGUGGACCCACGACACAGCAGAGACAUCCAGACUGGAGCAGCGGCUGUAGUUGCGCCCCUUGUUGCCAUGGAGGACCACGCGACCGCCAUGCAGCCCAGGACCCGACGCAGCAUCACAGAGGUCAAUGGAACGCUGAAUGCCAUCGUCAAGUCAGACACCGAGACUUUAACACAAAGGCUCUUACACACAGGAUCUGACCACAGAUCAGACCCAGAGAGACUGGGGCCGGGGCCACUGGGCUGUCCUCCUGCUCCUGGCUCAGAAUAUUUACUUUACGGUAACCCAAGCCCGAGGACGGCUCAUUCCCAUCGGGACUCAGGUGACGCAUUAGAGACUGGCAAUAAUCCGUCUUGUUCUUACACUACAGAGAUGGACCCUUGCAACAUGCCCUUGGGUUUAGAGACCCAGAAUGAUCUGUCUAGAGGGGACUGGAACCAGUACAGUAGUAGUGUAUACUCCGAAAGGUGCUUAGAUAAGAAAGGGGAGGGUUUGGUCGUAGAUGAAGUGACUGUGAAAGUGGAGGGCGACAUUUCUCCCACAUGGAAUGCAGAUAGUGACCUAAGAGACGGACACUCACAGGGCAGAGAUUUCUUAGAUUACAGGGAAAGCUUAGAAACUAAUCCAAAUGUCACGACCCACUCCCCUUUACUCGCUCUCAGAGAUCGCGACUUAGUGUCCUCAUCGAUGGGGCCUUCGGAUUCACACAACUGCCUUUUUGAUCACGUAUUGAACUCAAACGACAGGGCUAGAGCCCAGACUCAGGGAGGGGGAGCCACAUCAGGCAAUAGUAAAGAGAAACGGUUCCUCUGCAUGUUCUGUAGCAAAGGCUUCAGCUGCCCCCAAAAAGUGAAGAUCCACCAGAGGAUCCACACAGGGGAGAAACGCUUCAGGUGUACCCAGUGUCACAUGCGCUUUGCCCAGGCUGGUGACCUGAAGAGGCACCAGAGGGUCCACACAGGGGUGAAACCCUUCAGCUGUACCCAGUGUCAUAUGCGCUUCGCCCAGGCUGGCCACCUGAAGAGGCACCAGAGGGUCCACACAGGGGAGAAACCCUACAGCUGCCCCCAGUGUGAGAAGAGGUUCUCCCGCCAGGACCAGCUGAAGAUGCACCUGAAGGUCCACAUGGGAGAAAAGCUGUUAGCUUGUACGCACUGAGAUACCUCAGGAUACACCAGCAGAAAAACCAUUCCACUCUAUAACAUAGAAAGUAACCGUUCUACUCUACAGCUUCUGACGUUUAGAUCAAACCCUGCAUUGAAGGCAAAGAUUCAUUUUCAUUGUUGUCUGCAGAAAAGAUCGACAGACGCGUUUGGAGUAACGGGAGUAACAUAUUUCGGUGUUGAAUAUUCCUGGGUAGAAUAUUGCAUCCAGACAUUGUGUGAUUUAUAAGGCAUAUAUAAGCCUAGAAAGUAAAAUCAAAUUGUAUUUGUCACAUGCUUCAUAAACAACAGGUAUAGACUAACAGUGAAAUACUUACUUACGGGUCCUUUUCCGACAAUGCCGAGUUAAUGAGAAAAAUGAAGAAAAAAAAUAGAACGUAAUAAGAGUAAAAAAUAGACAGAGAAUAACAAUGAUGAGUUAAAACAACAUGGCUAUAUACAGGGAGUGCCAGUACCAAGUCGUUGUGCAGGGAUACGAGGUAACUGAGGUAGCUUUGUACAUAUAGAUAGGUACUAGGCCUUACAAAAAAUGGUAUGUGUGGGGUACAGAGAUGGGGUAGUCCUUUAAAAAUCAUGUUAAACACUAAUAUUGCACACAGUGUCCAUGCAACUUAUUGUGUGACUUGUUAAGCACAUUUUCUUUUGUCGUGAACUUAUUUAGGCCAUAACAAAAUGGUUGAAUACCUAUUGACUCAAGACAUUUAAGCUUUUCAUUUUUCA